Molecule: messenger RNA, 1308 nt
Organism: Bathycoccus prasinos
Lineage: Eukaryota; Viridiplantae; Chlorophyta; Mamiellophyceae; Mamiellales; Bathycoccaceae
Product: putative manganese-dependent inorganic pyrophosphatase
Exons: 1
Coding region: 1-1308 (435 amino acids)
Cellular component (GO): cytoplasm
Molecular function (GO): pyrophosphatase activity
Source: RefSeq, a predicted model, not a curated record
AUGGGCGUGGGCGCGGAAAAGCUUCUGAGUGAAGAAGGUUUAAAAAAGCGCUCUUUCCACGCGUACUCGGAACGAGACGAGACGCCUCUGGAAGAAGCGGUGGAGACGGAAUGGUCGGCGGCGCACGAGUUACUGUUUCGAUUACCGAAGAAAGGCGACGCGAGUUCGGAUUCGUUCAUACCGGAGGAGUUGAAAGGCGCGUUGUUUUGCGGACACGUGGUGACGGAUUUGGAUUCCAUAGCCGGGGCGAUCGGGGCGGCGGUUUUGCACGGAGGAGUGGCGGCGAGAGCGUCGGAGAUUAACAGCGAGACGGAGUUUGCGUUGGAAUAUUGGAACUGUUCGUUGCCGGAGAAGAUUGAGGAUUUAAUCGAGGAAGAGUCUAAAGUGUGCUUGGUGGAUUUUCAACAACAAAGUCAGCUCAACCCGGCGAUUCCGAUGAAGAAUAUCGUGGGUAUCAUCGACCAUCACGCGUUGCAAUCGAACACGAUUGUGACGGAGAAGCCGAUAUUCGUGGACAUUCGCCCGUGGGGGUGCAUGUCUGCGAUUAUCGCGCACUCGUUUUUAAUGUACAAGAGAUAUUUACCGAGAAAAAUAGGCGGGAUGUUGCUGUCGGCGAUUUUAUCGGACACUUUGAACUUGAAGUCGCCGACGACCACGGAGUGGGAUCGAAGAAUCGUUGCCAUGUUAGUGCAAUACAUAGGGGUGAAAGAUAUCAACGAGUUAGCCGCAAAACAAUUCCGAGCGAAAUCGCACAGUUUGAGCGUAAUGAGCGCGUAUCAAUUAGUUUCCGGGGAUAUGAAACAGUUCAAGUUUCAUUCCGGAGAAGCCGGAGACGAGGAGAUUAAAAUCGCGUAUUCCGUCAUCGAAACGACCGACGCGGAAGCGGCGACGAGCAGGUUGAUUGAAUUGUUACCGGAAAUGCGUAAAGUGAAAGAGGAGUUGAAGGUGCACGCGAUGUUGUUAGCUAUUGUAGAUAUCGUAAAUUUAACGUCCGCGUUAGUUUUGUGCGGAAGAACGGAACAGUCGUUGGCGAAAGCCGCGUACGACGGAGCGCUCGUGGACGGGAAUACGCAUUUGAUGGAGUUGAAAGGCUUAGUCAGUAGAAAGCAAGAUUUUAUUCCGCCUUUAACGAAAGCAGUGAAAGGCGGGUGGAUUGUGCCAAAGUUUGAUGGGAUGGCUCGAUCGGAAAGCAAAAUAGACGUGGCUGAAGGAGAAGUGGAGGUUGUAUAUAGCGAAAACCCACAAGGCGAAUUAAGACGCGUCGCGCACAAAGAAGAAGAAGAAGAAGAAGACAACAACGAGGCGUAG